This is a messenger RNA of Mobula hypostoma (lesser devil ray), 2908 nucleotides long. RefSeq names its product activin A receptor type 2Ba (gene acvr2ba). Lineage: Eukaryota; Metazoa; Chordata; Chondrichthyes; Myliobatiformes; Myliobatidae. Gene Ontology annotation, molecular function: activin receptor activity; ATP binding; activin binding. Gene Ontology annotation, biological process: activin receptor signaling pathway; protein phosphorylation; cellular response to growth factor stimulus. The transcript is spliced from 11 exons. Bases 621 to 2153 code for a protein of 510 amino acids. Gene Ontology annotation, cellular component: plasma membrane; activin receptor complex. The record is from RefSeq and is a predicted model, not a curated record.
AAAAAAAAUUAAAAACAAAACUCGCCCCCCCCCCACACAGACAGCGCGCAGCCAUCGAGAGGGACGAGAACGAAGAAGAAGAAGAAGAAGAAGAAGAGGGGGGGAGAAGACACAAGCGAUGCCUGCACCCCGGUCGUCGUCGCCGCCGCCGCCACCGCUAAUGCUGCCGCUGCUCCGCCGCCAGAUGCCGAGCGGCUCCGCGCUGCCCGCCGCCGAGAGCGAGUGAGCGGAGCGGGGAGAGCCCGGAGCCCGGAGCCCGGAGCCCGGGGGAGCUGCAGCAGGCACCGGCCGGGACGGAGCUCCCUCCCAGCAAAAGGGGGACACACUGCACGCUUCAAAGCGGCAGGAAAACAAACAAGAGGCGAACCACGCGCUCUCUGACCAGCGGUUACAGACUGCGGCUUCACUUUUGGGUGUUGAAGACUUAAGAGGGGACAUUUUUAUUCUUUAUUUUUGCAACACCCCUCAGUGACUUAAAAAAAAAUCCAUUUGGAAAAGGGCGAGGAGAAGAAAACAGCGUGCAUUAAAUGUCGUGGAACUGAACUGGAUAUUAUUACCAUCCCACCUCCCCUCUUUCCCUCCCCGACCAUUUUUAACAAUCAUUUUUGGUGCAUUUAAAUAUGAUUGCUUGCUGGCUGACUUUUGCACUUUGGGCAACUUUCUGUGCAGGUCCAGGCCAGGGAGAGACGGAGACCAGGACGUGUGAGUACUACAAUGCCAACCACGAGCUGGAGAAGACCAACAAGAGCGGGGUGGAGCACUGCGAGGGUGAGAAGGACAAGCGGCUUCACUGCUACGCCUCCUGGCGAAACAACUCUGGCUCCAUCGAACUGGUCAAGAAGGGCUGCUGGCUGGACGAUUUCAACUGCUACGACAGGGUGGAGUGCGUGGCGACAGAGGAGAACCCUCACGUAUUCUUCUGCUGCUGUGAAGGCAACUAUUGCAACGACAAGUUUUUCCACUUCCCGGAGAGUGUGCCGGCAGUCGUGUUUGGGCCACCACCGUCCACUCCGUCACUGCUGAACAUCCUAGUGUACGCGCUGCUUCCCAUCACCGGGCUCUCCGUCAUCAUCCUGUUGGCCUUCUGGAUGUACCGCCAUCGCAAGCCUCCGUACGGCCACGUGGACAUGAACGAGGACCCAAGUCUGCCGUCGCCUUCCCCACUGGUGGGCCUAAAGCCUCUGCAGCUACUCGAGAUCAAAGCCAGGGGUCGCUUUGGCUGCGUCUGGAAGGCUCGGCUAAUGAACGACUAUGUGGCUGUAAAGAUCUUCCCCAUCCAGGACAAGCUAUCCUGGCAGAACGAACGGGAUAUCUACACCACGCCCGGCAUGAAGCACGAGAACGUGUUGCGCUACAUCGGAUCUGAAAAGCGAGGCUCGAACCUCGAGACCGAGCUCUGGCUCAUCUCCUCCUUCCAUGAACGGGGCUCCCUGUCGGACUAUCUGAAGGGGAGUGUGCUCAGUUGGAACGAGCUGGGCCACAUCGCUGAGACCAUGUCCUGCGGUCUGGCUUUCCUUCACGAAGAUAUUCCUCGGUACAAGGGGGAAGGGCCAAAGCCUGCCAUUGCCCACAGGGAUUUCAAAAGCAAAAACGUGCUCCUGAAGUCCGAUUUAUCUGCGUGCAUAGCCGACUUUGGGCUGGCCGUCAGGUUCGAACCCGGAAAGCCUCCCGGGGACACACAUGGACAGGUUGGAACACGAAGAUAUAUGGCCCCGGAGGUCCUGGAGGGGGCCAUUAACUUCCAGCGAGAUGCCUUCCUCAGGAUAGACAUGUAUGCCAUGGGGCUGGUGCUCUGGGAAAUGAUCAUGAGGUGUACCGCAGCCGACGGGCCCAUCGACGAGUACACUUUGCCAUUUGAGGAAGAGAUCGGCCAGCACCCGACGUUGGAGGACCUGCAGGAGGUGGUUGUCCACAAGAAGAUGAGGCCUGUCCUGAAAGAAUGCUGGUAUAAGCAUCCGGGGCUGGCGCUGUUCUGCGAGACGAUCGAGGAGUGUUGGGACCACGACGCGGAGGCGCGCCUAUCGGCUGGCUGCGUGGUGGAGCGCAUCGCACAGACGCGCAGGCUGAUCAACGGCACUACCUCCGACGGCCUGGUGAGCCGCGUCUCCACCCUCACCAACGUGGACCUGCCCCCCAAAGAGUCCAGCAUCUGAUCCCACGGCGCCGGAGUCGGACUCACACGACAUAGCUGCUAACCUAACCCGACUUCUGGUCGCUGUUCUCGGAUCCGGAGCUAUUUACCAGCACACACAGACACACACACACAUGACUCUACUGUAUUCGACGGGCAUCUCGAUCCACAAGCAUUCAGAUACCAACCAGUGAAUGCAGCAAAAAAUAAUUACCGCUACCCAAGGUGCAGGUACCUCAGACUUGAGUCCAUUUCAGCCGUGUGAGUGUUUAUUUUUCUUUCUCCACACUCAUUUGUAGCUUUCUCUGUCUUCUCAACAGCAUGUUUGUGACUUUUUUUAAAAAAAAAAUGUUUGCGAAAACCUGUACCACCGGCAAAAACAGGAAGAAAAUGAGAAAAAAAAAACAAAAUGCUGCACCCCAUAGGAGGAAACCUUUUUUGACUGUUACACAUGAUUUUACCUUCCUCAAGGGAUCUAUAUACACACACACACAUACACACACAAACACACUUUCGACGGCGAGCGCUUCAAAGCGGUCUUUUUAACGGGAGAACGGGUGUCCACCGUAACGUACGUGCGCACGCUAUUACGUGAGCGCCAACCCCCCCCCGCACGCUGUUACGUGCACUCGCCCCGCACUGAGGGAGAGGUGGGAAAGGACUCCCCCUGGGAUGUUGGCAUGAGGGGGGUGGGGUCGUGAAGGGAGGAGUGAACAGACUUGACAGCAUUUGGACGAAACAAGUAUAUGUAAGUAGCUCCGAAAGUAAUUCUCAGGU